Molecule: messenger RNA, 7965 nt
Organism: Paramuricea clavata
Lineage: Eukaryota; Metazoa; Cnidaria; Anthozoa; Malacalcyonacea; Plexauridae
Source: the annotation of a GenBank genome assembly
AUGAUUGAAAUUUUCGUUUUCAGUGAAAUCGUCGAUAAAAUAGACAAAGAUGGUAAUGACAAUGUAACUAAGACAGAAUUGAGAUCUUGGAUGGAAUAUAUUCAACUGAAAUAUUUGAGAGAUGAGGUGGAUAAACGUUGGUCUCCGAUUGACACUGAUGGCGAUGGAAUGAUAUCUUGGGACGAAUUCAAAGAAAGACAUUAUGGUCAUAAAAUGGGUGAGAAAUUAUGCAAUUUCAACUGAGCCAUAGUCUUUGUGCGCGUGCAAUGAUUGAGUGAUUAUUAGAGAGGUUAAGAUACUCCGGUUCCGGUUUACGGGUACGAGUAUCGCCAUUUUGUUAACCAAUUUCUGCUGAUGUCAGCAUUUUUACCCGUAAUUUCUACCCGUUUCCCCGCGGUAAACCAUGGUCUACACGUAAAAGACAAACGGGUACGGGUGUUUUCUGUUUACUAUUUGUGGGCCGUUUAAAUAGUAAAAGUUUUCAACAUCUUACCCAAAUAAAUAAUGCAUAUAUGCUAGUCAAAGUUUUCAACAAUUUAUGGCGAACUUUAAUAGCGAAAGUUACCAUUCUCUGAUUGGUUUACUCACGCCGAAAUAUCUUGGAUUUCUUAAGUUACAAGUCGUUCCCCGGUUUACGGGUACGGGUACGUGUAUAUCACCCGUACCCGUAAAGCGGAACCGGGGUAUCUUAACCUCUCUAUUAUAAUAAUUCGAUGCAUGAGCAUUCUUUACGUAUCUAAUCAUUAACUUGGACAAUCCUUGCAUGGUAUGAUUUUUUGUACAUGAAAUGAUUUUAUUACGCAAAUUUAUACACAUUUUAGACCAAACCACUGGGAGUCCAUUGGUAUAAUUUUUUCCAGACCGCAGGCUAUAUUUUUCGCCUCUGCCCCUUCGUUAAUUCAUAGCCUGUCGAAGGGAAGAUGGCUAUGAAGCUGUUUAGAGUAACAAUAUUAACUCAUUAUCUAAUAUAUUAGUACACGUUUAUUCAUAAAUCUGGUCCUUCACCGUCACAUGUGUAUUGUAUUUUAACUAACCAAUAGCAAUGCUUCAGGAAAGUUACCUAUCCGUGACUCGAACAAUAAGGAAAUUGGAAAUUGCUAUUUGUGGAUUUGGCAAAAAUACAAUACACACGCACUUGACGGUGAAGGACCAGAUUUAUGAAUAAACGUUGACUAAAAUAGAUAAUGAGUUAUAUUUUUAUUUUAAUGAGUUUCACAGCCAUCUUUCCUUUGACAGGCUAUAUAUUUAUAUCGAAAAUUAUAUAUACAAAAUUAGUUCUAUUGAACGAGAUGCCCAAAAAUUUCAAUAUUUAGCCGGCUUGCACCUAUUACUGGCAUCAUUAGAUAUGCUUGAAUAUGUGGUUAAUACUGUAGGCUAGACUUUCCAGUUUCACUUCUUGAUUGAGAUCAUGGCGAGUCCUGAAAUGCGUGAUUUCAACUGUAUAUACCAACUCGAUUGUCAAGUAUUUUACUCGUAUAAAUCUCAAAUUCUCAAUGUUUGUACUGUAUAACAUAAUCUCGAACUAUAGACGACGGACCACCUGGUUUAUCGGCGUUUUGAGAUACACAAAUGUUUUUCAGAGUGUAGUUUUAGAUUCGUCCGCACUGUUAAAAACUGAUUUGUUAAGACCUAUACAUUUUUCUCCACGUUCCUCCAUAAUGCAAGAAAUUACGUUUUAGUGACCCUGGUUUUGUUCCCUGGGGAACACGUCUCCGAGUAUCCGACUCCUUUCGAACUGGGACAUCACAAUUAUUAAGCGCCUCCACCCCCCAAAAGAAAAAAUCCUGGCGGUGCCAUUGGAGAUAAAAGGUGUACAUAAAAAGUAAAGCACUUUAAUUCAAGAGCCCCUAUAUACGUUUCACAUUGAAACGUGAUUGAUGAUUAAUGAUUUUGGUGAUCGAUGAUUCUUUUGAUUGCGUGCAAUUGAGCGUGAACCUGGAAAACGUUUUAGCGACAAUUCGAGAUCGAUGAGCAGACGAAAUAAUUUUGCGUGAACACUGUGCGUUUUGUGAAGGAAUCUCGAACAAUCUGUGAGAAAAAAAGGUGCGGCUUGCGAGAGAUAAUUGUAUCUGAAAAAUACAAGCAGAACGUCGACAUUUCAAGCAAAGUUCUUUUCGAAGUUCUGCUUGUAUUUGUCUGGUAGUUGUAUCCCUAGCAAUUCUCUUUUUGUGAAGAAGAGUUUAUUUUACAAGUAACAUGACUCGCAGUUAACAGUGGCGGCGCCAGGCUUCCAAAUUUGGGGGGGGGCAUUUGAGGGGCAAACUCAAAUUUUGGGGGGGCAAGAUAGAAUUUUUAAAAAGGUCGCCCCUCCCAGGAAAUUCGCCCCCCCCCCCCUCAAAACGUGGCGAUAUUCCUAGGAAUAUCGCCCCCGGAGGCGAAUAUCCUAGGAAUAUCGCCUCCCACGAGGGUGGGGCGAAUACCCUAGGAAUAUCGCUCCUCUUUAGGACAUUCGCCCCCCCCCCCCCAUAUAUGCGAUGUGGUUUAUUCAAAUAAUUUCGUGAUACUUUCAUCUUAUUAUUGCCUUACACGUUUGAAAAUUUAACUCUUCAAAACUAAAGCUUUUUUGUCUUUUUUUGAAACGUAUUAUUGGAGUAUUGGCAAGUUUUACCAUUCAGAGAUUUACAAACUAAUAUUGAAACUGUAAAAAACAGUUUCAUGUAUACGCGAAUUCACUGAUGAGUAAUGACAACUUAUAAGCCAUACAUUUUCCGAUAACGACAGAACGCUUGUGUAGCCUUUAGUCGCUCUUAGUGACUAAUAAUUUUUUUUGAGGGGUGGGGGCAAAAUGGGGGGGGGGCAAAAAAUAAUAUUGAUAUUUAUUGCAGAAUUUUGUUUUCAGACUACGAUCACCGGAAUGAAGACGAACAAUACAGGAAGAAACGAGAACUGGACAAGAAGAAAUGGCACGCUGCAGACUCCAACCAAGACAAUAAGUUAACUAAAGAUGAAUAUUCUGCUUAUCUACAUCCCAGUGAAUACAGGAGGAUGCAUGAAGUCGCUGCCGAAGAAGUAUUAAAAGGAGUAGAUAAGGAUAAAGAUGGAUAUCUUUCUCUUGAAGAAUAUAUUGGUAAAUCAUUUCUUUUUUGACACUUUGCCGACCAGGAACGACUAAACUAGGAAAAUGAGUUUUACGUUCUCCGAAUUUUUAAUUUGCCAUUUCAUAUACACCCGGAGAAAACCCAUGACUUUCGGCAGAGCAUUGACUGACUCUUUUCACGUGAGUCCAGUGGUGUAACGUAGGAAGAGGGGGCCCUUAGGCAUAUUUGGUGUGGGGCCCCCUGUUGACUGUUGUCAUUGUUUGACUGAGAUAUUAUUUUUAUAUUGAAUACUUAUAGAAUGCUCUGGAAAAUUCCGUGUCUAUAACAUAACAAUAACAGUCUCCAACUCAUGUAACAACUAAUAAGAAUAAAUUAACUUUUAUUUUAUUUGAGAUGGAAUAAAAAAAUCAGCUAGCUACCGCUGUCGAUGGAGGCUUUAUUAUUUAGCAUUACUAAUUUUGUAUUUUCCCAUUUAUUCUUAACCUGCAUUUUUUACGUUUACUAAUUUUCUGGGGCUCUGGGCGAUAGGCCGUGGCUGCAUGAUGGGGGCCCCUAACUGUCGGGGGCCCUUAGUUUUUUAACUAACCCUACCCAAUGAGCGUUACGCCACUGCAUGAAUCCGUAGUGAGAAUUGAGGCCAUGCAGAAAGCCAGUGGUGAAAGGCGCUUGUUCUGACGUCAAUAUCGAAUCUUGAGUUUCCUCAACAUGCUCUGUUUCCUGUUUCUCAAAGGUGAUUAUGAUGAACCAAAACCAGAAUGGCUGGACGCAGAAAGGGAGAUUUUUCGCAAGGAAAGAGAUAAAGACGGUGAUGGAAAACUAAAUAAGGCAAGGAUCACAACUUGAGGCAUAAAAGUAGCCAGAAGUGCGGUGGGAGGGGGGGGGAGCUUUUUGCUUGGGGCAAACUCAGACCUUACAACUCAUUUGCUGACGGAAAAAACUGUGCAUGUACAUACUAUAAAAAAAUUGUAUAGAAAUUUCAUGCACUUUUUUACGGAAUAACAUUACGUUUAUAUUUGCUGAAAGUAUUAACCGGCAAAGCAUUUGCAAGUUAUAUUUUCAUAUACUUUGCGUUUUAAAUUUUUAUCUUCAUAUGCUUUUAGUGGUGUGGCUUGUUUCGUAAAUAAUUAGAAUAGCUAGCUGUUAAUAGAUGCUUUAAAAUAAUCAAAACUCUACAAAAUGCCAAAAACCGUUCUAUGUUUUAAAAAGUUGUUGUCUGGUUUUUGGUUACAGGUUAACUAAACUGUAUGCAUGAAUAACAAAACUUCGCUUACUAUCAGGGAUGCAACUACUUGAAAAAUACAAGGAGAAUUUCUACGUUUCGAGCAAAGGUCUUUAAGGCUGAUUUCCACUGUUGCGUUUUACAUACGUACGUAUACGCACGUAAAACUUUAAAUCCGUUUAAAUGUUACUUAUGAAAUAACCAAAUAAAUAAAGCAACAGAAUUUAGUGUUCGGCAAGUUUUGGUAUGCAUUUGUUAACUAAUUUGUAAAAUAUUUAAAAAUAGUAGGAUUCAAAGCUUUACGUGCGUGUACGUGCGUACGAAAAACGCAACAGUGGAAAUCAGCCUUUUAUCGGCUUCUACUGUAACUUCCCGACCGGUUCUUUGCUCGAAGUUCUCCUUGUAUUUUUCAGGUAGUUGUAUCCCUAUCAAUCCAAAGUUUUCUUAUUAUUCACACUACCUACACUGGCACAGACCAUUCAACAUUAUAUUCAUGAAUACUCUGCAAGUCCUAUAUAGCGGCCUAUAUGUUUCAAUGACUGACCAAAUUAUUGUUGAACCAAAUCAUAGUAAAAAUGCUUCGGCUCGCCUCCUAAGUGUUUUCUUGCCUUGACUGGAAAAACUGGCUACGUCUCUGACGUAGUGUAGGAGAAAAACAACUCUAUCGGUAACUAUAAAAAUACAGUAUACCCCUGAUUCAAUUAUGAAGACAAGUUAUAAAUGUUGAAAAUUUGGGAACUCCGGGUCUUGCAAGUGAACGUGGUCGUGCGUCACUGUUGUGGAAAAGAGCCAAAUCCACCCCAAUCGUUCUAUGGUCAGGAUGGACAAUUCACUGCUACUCGCUUAGGGAUCAUUUUGGCCAUUUUCAAGUGUUGUUUUUGUCCUCUUCAUUUGACAGUGAAUUGAAGUCAGAUUUAUUACCGGAUUAAGUCUUUUUAAGAGAUCUAUUUUUAAAGUCAUUUUCAGGUCAGUUACUUCACUGUAGUAAUUUAAUGGAAACGACGAACUGAAAUCGUCUUACACUUAACAAGCACUGUCUCUGCAUUUUUUAGGCGGAAGUGUUAGCAUGGCUCUUUCCCGUGAACUAUAAUCCUCUUGAUUCUGAGGCUGGUCAUUUAUUACAUGAGGCUGAUGGAAAUAAGGUAUUUUGUUAUAUAGCUAGCGUGAACACCAAACGUGAUUGGCUGAUUUGUGGUCACGUGACUUCAGAUAAAUGCAAUGUUUCCCGCCGGGCAACAAGUGAAAAAUUGUUGCCCGCCCCGACCGACCACGUACAUAAAUAAACAAAAUGGAGGCACAACUCAGAUAAUUAGAAACUACGAUUAUCCAAGUUUGUGUUCAAAUAAAGAAUAUAAAAGAGAAGAAAAAUACACAACAGGCAACAGGAUAUGCUGCUGAAACCGUUUAAGUAGGUUCUUUUAAUUUUAAACUGGUUUACACUAUAGAGUUUUCGUCACGAAAUACAAUUGUUGUAUGAAUGUUGUUGAAGUUGAUUUUUGUUCGUCGCUAUAUAACAAAACACUUAAUGCCUGUUCCCUCGGUAAAUAGUUAGUUUUGUUUUCCCUCGAAUCCUAAUGUUUCCCUCGACUUCGUCUCGGGAAACAUUGAGAUUCUCGGGAAAACAAAACUAACUAUUUCCCUCGGGAGCAGACAUUAAGUGUAUAUUAUUAAUCCUUUAAAUAGAGUAUAUCAUAAUAUCAAUGUUGAAAAGCCCGGUUCAAAAACAAUUGGCAUGCAGUAUUGUGAAAUGUGAAUUAUUGUUUAUUAUUAAAAGUAACUAAAUAACUUUUCACUAUAAGAUGUCUCCAACUUCGUUUCCAAUUUCGCAAAUUCGUUGGGAUGUUCAAAAGUCCAUAAUGCAACGAAAUUCACCAACUGGUUUCUGAUGGCUUGGCUGCUUUUCUCUAUUACUAACACCUGCUUGUAAAUUUUAUUAUGAACGUUUAUAACACCUGCUUAUAAAUUUUAUUAUGAACGUUUGAACGAAUUUGUGCAGUUCGGGACGAAGUUGGAAUAGUAGCCUCUUUUGCAUGGCUACACUCAAUCAUGAAAAUAUGUAUUUUUGCCUAAAAAGUUGGCGAGCUGGGGAAGGAGUAUUUUUCUAACCAUAUUCUUUAAAAAAAGGGUUCAAAAAAUUUUUCCGGACUAUGGCAAAUAAAAAAAGUCACAAAAAUUUUUCCCCAUCCAUGUCUACUAAAAAAGGGGUCCAAAUUUCACAAUUUCACCAAUUUCUGCUUUUGGGGCCUCACUUUUGCCUGCCCCGGCACUGGACACCCGCCAGUUACACCACUGCGAGGACAAUAAUUUGCUCUCAGGAAAAUACCUAUUUUCCCACUUCUCAUCUCUUGUAUUAGAUAGUUGAAUAGUUCGAUCGAACCGCGGUGCAUCACAGAAAACCGACUCAAUCAUGAUAUAAGUAUGGGUUGUGAUUUUUAUCAUUUCUCUUCUUAAUUUAAGGACAAAACUCUUACGAAGCAAGAAAUUUUGGAUAAGCAAGAAUUGUUUGUUAGAAGUAAAGCCACCAACUUUGGCGAGACGCUAAAACGUUCCGUGGAUGAACUUUAACUUGCCUUGCAUGUGGCCGAUCUGACUGAGAGAGGAGACAGUUGUAGCGGUUUGUUUAAUAAACAUGUUUUUAAAUAUUAAUAGAAAAUAAAAAACUCAAACAUAGGCUCCUCCAUGCUGUUCUAUAAACUCGUCUGUGCUAUCGUAGGUAUAGUGACAAAACCCAAGAAAACUACAGAUAUACAGUAGAUAUGAAUACAAUCACCUGAAAAAUACAAGUAAAACUUCGACUUUUCGAGAGAAGGCCUCGUGUCGGGAAAGAACAACGAGUUUGCGAAUCUGUUGGCCUUCGUUGACUUCUAACUUCCCAACGAAGGCCCUCCGCUCGAAACGUCGAAGUUUUAAGUACUAGAUAAAACAUGAGCAGCCGAUCUGUAUCUGAUAUCUUACAUUUAUUGGAAACAGCUUUGAACGAAAAUUUAACUUUCAGGUUUCAAGGAAAAAUUGAUCGAUAUUAGAUGUUCACCGUACCACAGAAUACUACACAGAAGUCCAUCUCCAUUGUUUUUAGCGUAAGCUCUAUUCGUCAUGAUUCGUCACUCAGCAAGUACCGUAAACAGAAGCAGUCACCCCCCUGGACAUACGCCAUUUUUAGUAUUUUCAGGAGGGGGACUGCUUCUGUUUACGGUACUUGCUGAGUGACGAAUCAUGACGAAUAGAGCUUACGCUAAAAACAAUGGAGAUGGACUUCUGUGUAGUAUUCUGUGACCGUACACACGAACGGGUAAACGCGUCAAAAAACAUGCAAGGAAAACUAGCUCGUCAAUGCAGGGCUUAAUUCAGAAAUGGUCUGUUACUUUCCAUCAAACCGCAUGUUUAUUUUAUUUUAGCGUUUAUAGUGUUUUCAUUGUGCCGAAAGUACAGGUAUAAAAACCUUAAGAUUGACGUUUAUCGUAGGCGGCGCAAAAACAGAAACCGCAAACUUCAAAUUGUAUUUCGAGGUCAACGUCUGCAGUUACAGCUAUUCAAAGUUACUAAAAUUGAAAAAUGAAUUAAGUAUACUUAGCUGUAGAAAAUUUUUAUACAACUUACCUUCAAAUGCGAUUUGAAGUUUCUGUUUACGGUUAGCCGCCUGCCGUAAAAGUUAAUUGUUGUAGUAACAGUAACAGUAGCAGUUGGUAUCGUAUUCAUGCAAUAUUCAUA